Fusarium odoratissimum NRRL 54006 is the source of this 594-nucleotide messenger RNA. RefSeq lists its product as uncharacterized. Lineage: Eukaryota; Fungi; Ascomycota; Sordariomycetes; Hypocreales; Nectriaceae. The record is from RefSeq and is a predicted model, not a curated record. The transcript has a single exon. The coding region runs from base 1 to 594 and encodes 197 amino acids.
AUGAUACGACGUUCCCGUGGUUUUACUGGUACCAGGCCUCGGAUCAUUGAGGAAAUCAAGAGCCGAAUUGAGAUUCCAAAUACUGCUUCAGGGCAAGUACUUCUCCGAGAUAUCCCCCACCAUUUCAGUCCUGUUAUCACGAAUGAAGCUACACCGCGAUCGCUUCAGCAAGUCGACGGCGACCCCCAAGCAGAUAGGGACGAAAGCUCUGGACCACGCACCGAAACCAGCGCGUCUUUUUGGAACAAUUGGAGUUUUAAGAUCGAUCUGAGCGGAAUAAGCCAAAAAUACAGAGGCGGCGGUCCACAUGGGAGUCUCUCCGUAACAACGAGUGAGAUUCUUUCUGGAUUUGCAGUAACUCAACGGAGAUUCAGUAGUACAGCGACUACUUCCACUACUGAUUCAACCGAGGCUGCAGUUACUGCACAGACGAGCUCCACAAGUUCGAGUCGAUGGUCUACCCUCACCGAUGCCAUUGGUGAAGCAAUGGGUCCUCCGCUAUGGAUGAAGGACAAGGGCUUAGAUGGCCCUUUUGUUCAGAGAGUGAUGUUGCUGGACAGUACGGCUAUGGUGGCUGCCGUUUACGGGACUUGA